AUGGUGAUACACAACGAUCUGGUAUGUGCAAAGGCGGCUCUGCUGGUGACGAUGCAUCUCCUGCUGUCUUUGCUUUCAUCUUUGGAAGAGCCUGAUGAGAUCCAGCAUUGCACCUUCUACAGUGCACCGUUUGAGGCACCUAACCAGCAUCCCAUUCUUCCCAUUGAGGCUCCACUGAAACACAAGGCUAAUAGCAUGAAGACGACCAAGUGA
Molecule: messenger RNA, 213 nt
Organism: Echinococcus granulosus
Lineage: Eukaryota; Metazoa; Platyhelminthes; Cestoda; Cyclophyllidea; Taeniidae
Exons: 1
Coding region: 1-213 (70 amino acids)
Source: RefSeq, a predicted model, not a curated record